AUGGCUGAGGCGCCGCCGCGCCGGGCGCCGCCGCUGCCGCUGCUGUGGCCGCUGCUGGCGGCGGGCGUCGCGGCGCUGGAGAUCGGGCGCUUCGACCCCGAGCGCGGGCGCGGGCCGGCGCCGUGCCAGGCGGUGGAGAUCCCUAUGUGCCACGGCAUCGGCUACAACCUGACCCGCAUGCCCAACCUGCUGGGCCACACGUCGCAGGGCGAGGCGGCGGCCGAGCUGGCGGAGUUCGCGCCGCUGGUGCAGUACGGCUGCCACGGCCACCUGCGCUUCGUGCUGUGCUCGCUGUACGCGCCCAUGUGCACGCACCAGGUGUCGGCGCCCAUCCCCGCCUGCCGGCCCAUGUGCGAGCAGGCGCGCCUGCGCUGCGCGCCCGUCAUGGAGCGCUUCCACUUCGGCUGGCCCGACGCGCUCGACUGCGGCCGGCUGCCCACGCGCAACGACCCGCACGCGCUGUGCAUGGAGGCGCCCGAGAACGCCACGGCCGGCCCCGCCGAGCCGCACCGGGGCCUGGGCAUGCUGCCCGUGGCGCCGCGGCCCCCCGCGCCAGCCCCGGGCCCCGCCGGCCCCGGCCAGGGCCCCGGCUCCUGCCAGAACCCGGAGAAGUUCCAGUACGUGGAGAAGAGCCGCGCGUGCGCGCCGCGCUGCGGGCCCGGCGUCGAGGUGCUCUGGUCCCGGCGCGACAAGGACUUCGCGCUGGUCUGGAUGGCCGUGUGGUCGGCGCUGUGCUUCUUCUCCACCGCCUUCACCGUGCUCACCUUCCUGCUGGAGCCGCACCGCUUCCAGUACCCCGAGCGCCCCAUCAUCUUCCUCUCCAUGUGCUACAACGUCUACUCGCUGGCCUUCCUCAUCCGAGCCGUGGCCGGCGCGCAGAGUGUGGCCUGCGACCAGGAGGCGGGCGCGCUCUACGUGAUCCAGGAGGGCCUGGAGAACACCGGCUGCACCCUGGUCUUCCUCCUGCUCUACUACUUCGGCAUGGCCAGCUCCCUGUGGUGGGUGGUCCUCACGCUCACCUGGUUCCUGGCGGCCGGCAAGAAGUGGGGCCACGAGGCCAUCGAGGCCCACGGCAGCUACUUCCACAUGGCGGCCUGGGGCCUCCCGGCGCUCAAGACCAUCGUGGUCCUGACCCUGCGCAAGGUGGCCGGGGACGAGCUGACCGGCCUCUGCUACGUGGCCAGCAUGGACGCCGCAGCACUCACGGGCUUCGUGCUGGUGCCCCUGGCUGGCUACCUGGUGCUGGGCACCAGCUUCCUCCUCACGGGCUUCGUGGCUCUGUUCCACAUCCGCAAGAUCAUGAAGACGGGGGGCACCAACACCGAGAAGCUGGAGAAGCUCAUGGUCAAGAUCGGCGUCUUCUCCAUCCUCUACACGGUGCCCGCCACCUGCGUCAUCGUGUGCUACGCCUACGAGCGCCUCAACAUGGACUUCUGGCGGCUCCGGGCCGCAGAGCAGCCGUGCACUGGCGCGUCGGUGCCCGGGGGCCGCAGGGACUGCUCCCUGCCGGGGGGCUCCGUACCCACCGUGGCUGUCUUUAUGCUCAAAAUCUUCAUGUCUCUGGUGGUGGGCAUCACCAGUGGUGUCUGGGUGUGGAGCUCCAAAACUUUCCAGACCUGGCAGAGCCUGUGCCACCGUAAGAUGGCAGCCGGCCGGGCCCGGGCCAAGGCCUGCAGAGCCCCUGGGGGCUAUGGACGGGGCAUCCACUGCCACUAUAAGGCCCCCACGGUGGUCUUGCACAUGACUAAGACGGACCCCUCCCUGGAGAACCCCACGCACCUCUAGCGACACAGGCCUGGCUCUCUGCUGUGGCCCCCCCCCCCCCAAAAGACAGCUGACUAGCAGCACCCAGCUGUCAAGGUCAGGCACAGCCAGGGGGCUGAGGACCCGAGUGGGGACCUGGUGAAACUCACACUCGUAUGCUUCCUAAUUGGGGGUGGGAGCCUGGCUGCGACCCCCAAAAGGUCAGAAGAAGGGACAGAGGAGGGCAUGGUCCAUCAGAGCAUUUAUUUAAUGAUGUAAUUUAUUGUUGCGUUUCUCCGCAAGCUGUGACUGGAAUAAACCCCUGUGUGUUA
This is a messenger RNA of Dipodomys spectabilis (banner-tailed kangaroo rat), 2075 nucleotides long. RefSeq names its product frizzled class receptor 9 (gene Fzd9). The transcript has a single exon. Bases 1 to 1785 code for a protein of 594 amino acids. The record is from RefSeq and is a predicted model, not a curated record. Gene Ontology annotation, molecular function: Wnt-protein binding; Wnt receptor activity. Gene Ontology annotation, biological process: non-canonical Wnt signaling pathway; canonical Wnt signaling pathway. Lineage: Eukaryota; Metazoa; Chordata; Mammalia; Rodentia; Heteromyidae. Gene Ontology annotation, cellular component: plasma membrane.